Messenger RNA from Linum trigynum, 417 nucleotides. The record is from the annotation of a GenBank genome assembly. NCBI's taxonomy places the organism in Eukaryota, Viridiplantae, Streptophyta, Magnoliopsida, Malpighiales, Linaceae.
AUGGGGUGUGGGCGGCUGUUCUUUGGGAUCAGAUGGAGUUUGGUGGCAUUAUGGUUUCUUUCGCUUGGUUGCUUCUCAUUUGCGUUGGCCUGGCCCUCACUCCAAGUAUGUGCGAAGAUGGAGGGGUUUGCAAUGCAGAGGACGAACUGUGUUUGGUGGUUCUAUCCGAUGUUUUGGCUUUUCCAGAUAUCGAGCGAAUGGCAGAGAGGGGUACAAAACGCUAUUCUCUUCGGAGAUGAGAUGGCUUGGCGAGAUUGGAAGAGAGUUAGUAGAGCGAAGCUGAAGGUGGCUCUGGAGAAGAGUGAGAACAGAACAGAUACUCAUAAGUUCCAAGGGGGUUUCUCGGGUAUGGCGAUCGAAGUUGAGUGGGUUGCCUGUGUUACUUUCCCGUGCUUUGAGGCACCAGGGGAAUCAUGA